GCAGUCCCCACCUCCCUGCUUGCAGUGAAGCAACAAGUGAACUCAAAGGAGGGGUGAAGACCCUCACAUUUGAAGGGAGGGGGGCAAAGGCUUCUUGUUAGGACAUUCCUGGGCGGAUUGUUGCAGCUUUAAAGCAACUUAAAAUCUCAUUGUGCUGAGUUUUUUCUUUCUUUCGCCAUGUGACCGGAGUGUAACACAAAGCUUCACUUUGUAGGAGGACAAACAUUGCAGCAGCAGCAGAGUACUUCGCUUGGAAGUUAGCAAAAGUGUGUCAACAUGGCAGCGUACACCUUACCUGAGGGCUUCACGGACUUUGACAUGUUCUUGUUCGGUUCGGCGCUCUUCGUUGGCGGGGUGCUCGGGUUUCUUCUCAACGCGGUCACCGUCGCCUCUUUUCUGGGUGUCCGGGAGCUGAGGACCCCCAGCAACUUCCUGGUCUUCAACCUAGCCUUGGCCGACAUUAGCCUCAACGUGAACGGACUCACGGCCGCCUACGCCAGCUACCUCAAAUAUUGGCCUUUUGGUCAACAAGGCUGCGCCUAUCAUGGCUUUCAAGGCAUGAUAGCUGUCCUGGCAUCCAUCAGCUUCAUGGCGACCAUCGCUUGGGACCGAUAUCACCAGUACUGCACCAGGCAAAAGCUCUUCUGGAGCACCGCCAUGGUGAUGAGUGCCAUCAUCUGGAUCCUGUCCGUCUUCUGGGCCGCUGUGCCCCUUAUGGGCUGGGGGGUGUAUGACUUUGAGCCCAUGAGGACCUGCUGCACCCUGGACUACACCAAAGGAGACAGGAAUUACAUCACCUUCAUGCUCACCCUGGUGUUGCUCUACCUGACCUUCCCCGCCUUCACCAUGCUGUCGUGCUACAAUGCCAUCCAUAAACACUUCAAGAAGGUCCAUCAGCACAGAUUCAACACCAGUCUACCCCUGAGGGUGAUGCUGAUGUGCUGGGGUCCGUACGUCCUCAUGUGCAUCUACGCCUGUUUCCAAAACGUCAAGGUCAUAUCUCCAAAGCUGAGGAUGGUUCUUCCCGUGGUGGCCAAGACCAACCCCAUCUUCAACGCGCUGCUGUACUCAUUUGGAAACGAGUUCUACCGAGGCGGCGUGUGGCACUUCCUCACCGGACAGAAGUUAGCUGAUCCGGUUCUGAAGAAGUCCAAAUAGUCCAAAAAAGUCAUCUUGUUUGGAGCUGCUCAUAUGUCUGCACGGUCGACAUACACAAUACUCUCAGUACCGCUGAGUCAUGAUAAAACUGCCAGUAAAGACUCGCUUUUAUUUAGGCAGGACGUUUCUGAUGGACAAAUAUCAUUUAAUUAGUGGGUGGAGUCAGUUUACAAAAAUAUGGAAUUAAUAAGCGCACCUGUAGUUGAAUAAUCACAAUUAAUUGCAUUAAUUGAACAACACUACUGGAUAUAACGGAUCAUUGAAUUUAACAUACUUGAUGUGCAGCAGUCGGGACGAGACUAUUACAGGCUUGACUAUGUCAAUAAUUGAUAAAAAACAUUGCUUGUAUUGCACUUUUUUUUGUUGGAGCACAUUUUUUUUUCAAUUACACUUUUUACCUCUAGGCCCCUCACAUACAAGUCUAAUAAAAAUGUGAACAAAUA
Molecule: messenger RNA, 1601 nt
Organism: Doryrhamphus excisus (bluestripe pipefish)
Lineage: Eukaryota; Metazoa; Chordata; Actinopteri; Syngnathiformes; Syngnathidae
Gene: rgrb
Product: retinal G protein coupled receptor b
Biological process (GO): visual perception; phototransduction; G protein-coupled receptor signaling pathway
Cellular component (GO): membrane
Molecular function (GO): G protein-coupled receptor activity
Source: RefSeq, a predicted model, not a curated record